AUGUCCAACUCGGCGCCGAAAGGAGAACCCGUGCCCGACCCCGUGAUCCGACUGACCGGAAUCAGCAAGAUCUUUUAUACCGAUGAGGUCGAAACUCACGCCCUUGCCGACGUGAGUCUCAGCUUCGACGCCGGCGACUACGUGGCGAUCUCAGGCCCUUCGGGGUGCGGCAAAUCCACGCUGCUUUCGAUACUGGGCCUGUUGGACACGCCGAACGCCGGGGAAUACCUUUUGAAUGGUCGCUCGGUGGCGAAUCUCGGACUGACCGAACGGGCGCGGAUUCGCAACCGUGAAGUCGGGUUCAUCUUCCAGGCGUUCAACCUGAUCGGUGACCUCACCGUGUUCGAGAAUUUGUCAGGAGGCCAGCAGCAGCGGGUUGCGGUGGCCCGGGCGGUCGUGGGAGAACCCUCAAUCCUUCUCGCCGACGAACCGACAGGGAAUCUGGACUCGCAGAACGGCACCGAGGUCAUGGACAUGCUCGACUCGCUCCAUCAGGGGGGAGCGACCAUCUGCAUGGUCACUCACGAUCCGCGCUACGCCGACCGCGCCGCCCGGAGCAUCCACCUGUUCGACGGGCGCAUCGUGUCGAGCGCGGCCUGA
Messenger RNA from Geodia barretti, 600 nucleotides. The record is from the annotation of a GenBank genome assembly. Lineage: Eukaryota; Metazoa; Porifera; Demospongiae; Tetractinellida; Geodiidae.